AAUGAUACGGGCUUCAUGGGGAUCCAUUACGGCACUGGAUCAUCUAUCAUUAUACAUACCCUUGCCCAUCCUCGCUUUCGGAACUUUUAAUUUCACGAUCGACAUGACCUCCGACUUCACUCGUCCCACACGCUGGAUUCUAAUCGAUCGCAACGUCGAGUACCGCGGCGUGUGGUCCUUUGUCACGGGACGAUUCGACAGGACUGGGUAUUUUGGCCCACCGUUCCGCGGCACUAUGAACAGCGCUGAGGAUGCAGGCGCCGGAAUUUCGCUCACGUUCAAUGGAACGAACGCGUUCAUAAUGGGGACCCUGCCAGCCGCGGAUGUAGCCGCAGGUUGGGAUUGUAUCAUCGAUGGGAGGAACCUGGGAGCGCCGGAUCCCAGUCGGCUGACGUACUCGUCGAACAACCAGCGUCUGUGCUCGUUCGACGGCCUCCCGGAAGGAGAGCACAGGCUCGACGUGAAUAUCACGACACAGGGCCGGGAGUUCUACUUCGACAAAGCCGGGUAUGGAACCAACAACACGGCUGCGAGCCAGGCGCUCGCUCCCCGCCCGGGGGAGGAGUUCCUCCAGGUCGACUUUACCGACCCCACGGUGAAGUUCGACCAAAGUUUGUCGUGGACGCAGACAACUUUUAAUCGAGAGGACAGCUCGUUUAUGAGAAGCGACGAGCCAGGAAUUUCUAUCUCGUUCAGCUUUAACGGGACUUCGGCCGUGUGGUACACCGACAUACUCCCUUCACUCCCCUCAUCCUCUGCGACCUACCAGUUCGACAACGACGCGCCCGUCUCAUUCACCAUUCCCCACGUCGAUACCCCCACGUUCAAUGUUAGGCUCUUCUCGACGCCCAUACGCGUCGACUCCAUGCCGCGCACGCUCAACGUGACGUACCGCGGUGGGCGUGGAGAGUCGCCGCUCUCGCUCAAGUACAUCGAGGUCAACGACCAGACAGAAAGUAUUGGGUUCCUCGUGGAUCUGGGAGGGAGCAAGAGCAAGGUUGGGCCCAUUGUCGGUGGCGUGCUGGGGGGGUUGGCGUUCCUUCUAUGCGUCUUAGGGUUGGCGUGGUGGAUAUGUCGUCGGCGCCGCCAGAGAGGUGCUACCUCGGCAUCGCUCAAGGGCGAUUAUUA
Molecule: messenger RNA, 1128 nt
Organism: Cyclocybe aegerita
Lineage: Eukaryota; Fungi; Basidiomycota; Agaricomycetes; Agaricales; Hemipholiotaceae
Source: the annotation of a GenBank genome assembly